Molecule: messenger RNA, 5527 nt
Organism: Hippoglossus stenolepis (Pacific halibut)
Lineage: Eukaryota; Metazoa; Chordata; Actinopteri; Pleuronectiformes; Pleuronectidae
Gene: filip1b
Product: filamin-A-interacting protein 1
Exons: 7
Coding region: 1552-5298 (1248 amino acids)
Source: RefSeq, a predicted model, not a curated record
GCUUGAUCCAGUUUUCUCCUCGUAUCUCUUCUGUUAAAGUAGCAAAGUAAAGACCUUUAACUUUAGAGAUUUAAGAAAUCAAGGAACGAAUAUGAAACAGUGGAUUAAUAACUGUUCUCCAGUAGAUCAGUUAUUCAUCUGUGUAUCUGAAGACCUGCUGCAGCACAGAUCACUGACUUCAGCUUCCCGUCAUGCUGAGUUACACCAAACCUCCUGACCGCUGCCUUGUAUGGGCACAUUUCAACCUGACAUGUCUAAAUCAUGAAAAACACAGAGGUUGAAGUGUCACUUCCAAAGCAGUUUGUAUAUUUAUGUAUAAAAGUCAUCUAUACCCGACAGUAUGUUAACAUCUACAGUAAAGUUCCAGUGACGUCUUUCAUGUUCGGGAACAUGUGAUGAAUCCAGAUCUUUGUGAAGUUACUGAAAUCUGCUGCUCGUCACUGGUGAUGAUGAAACUUCACAAAACAUUGAACUACAGCAGGUUCCUCACUUUAGGUUCCUGGAAGCACGUCUCUGUGUUUACAUGUGUUUCUGUGUUGAGCUCCCUCGGCCUCCGUAGAACAUCUCGUGUUCUCCUGCACUAAUUAAGAUGCCACCGGUGGAUGUUAGUGGAUGUCAGUGACGUAUCUCCACUCAGUGGUUGUUUCUCUGCACCGUCGUGGGGCUGUGACCUCUGUUGAGUCACUGACGUGUUUUAACCUGAUGUCAGCGGCUGUUUAUUGACAUCGUGUGUUGUUGUGGAGGAGAAGCAGCGCUGCAGCUGGGAAGUGAAUGUGUGGCUCAGGAAUCCGAGGAGCUGCUGAUGACUUAUAAAGUGAUAGCCUUGAAACUUUUGUUGGACUCCAGCGAGGGGAGACCCUAAAAAUACCCCGUUAAGAUUUCACCAGACAAACAGCUGCUGCCCAGGAUCCAUCUCACACUCAGAGAUCAGCUGUUUGCAGCAUUUACACCGAGCAGAUGACAUCAGAAGGAAAACUUACAACAGAUUCUUCAGGCUUUGAUUUUUAUUUUUCACAGAUGCAACUAUUUUAACUCUUAUUUGAAAAUGUCAACUCAUCCUCACAAACUUCAAGGUCCAUCUGCAGCGAGGAGGCUUUUAUUUUUGUCUUUUAUCUUCGUCCUGCAAUGUGUGAUUUAUAUUUAACUGGUUUAAGAAGUUUAACAAUGUGCUGACUCUCCCUCCGUCUAUAGUGUGACAUCAGUAUGUUAGCAUGUAAAACACACUGAUAAGUUAACUUUCUUUGAUUAAAUAGGUUUGAAAACAUUACAUCUGUCAAGAGAAAUAACAGAAUUCUUCAAUUGAGUUUUUAAAAUGACUGUUGUGAAAGAGACAUGAGGUCACGACUCGUAAAUCUGUGGCGACACGUUGAUCCCGGUUUGAAACCUGUUACUGGACGAUCUUCUAACCGCUGCUGCCAACGCGCCUCCUCCACCACUCGUCCCCUCUCGUGUGUCGACCGUGGUCACAGCUGUCGGAGGCGUGAAUCACAGAGACACGUUUAGCUGCAUCACGUCUCCAGAAAGUCCCAUAUUUCAGGCUGAAGAAUAAAAAUGAGAUCCAGGAACUGCACCAUGGGUCCAGACCAGGAACACAUCCAGCCCACGAAAGGUUUCAUCAAGCAGCAGCAAGAGGAGGAGGAGGAGCAGGAAAACACACCGGAGCUGAUGAAGAGGAAGAUGAAGGACGGUAGAACGGGGGUGUUGAAGAAACCUCAGAGAUCUGCAGAGAGCGGCAAGACGACAACACUAGAUCUGAACAAGAAGGACCUGCUCCACCUGCUGGGAAUCAUGGAGGGAGAAGUUCAGGCCAGAGAGGACAUGAUCGGCCUCCUGAAGUCGGACAGGACCAGGCCCGAGGCUCUGGAGGCUCACUACGGUUCAGCCGACCCCACCAGACCCCUGCAGGCGCUGCAGAGGGACGGGCUGCUCAGCCACGGCCACCACGGCACAGAGGACGUCUACGAGAAGCCCAUGGCCGAGUUGGACCGUCUGGAGGACAAACAGAAGGAGACGUACAGACGGAUGCUGGAGCAGCUGCUGUUGGCUGAGAAAUGUCACCGUCGCACUGUGGCUGAUCUCGACAACGAGAAACGCAAACACGUCGACUUCAUGAACAAGAGCGACGACUUCACCAACCUGCUGGAGCAGGAGAGGGAGAGACUCAAACGGCUGCUCGAGCAGGAAAAGGCCUACCAGGCUCGUAAGGACAAGGACCACAGCAGGAGGCUGGAGAAGGUCCGAGCGGAGCUGGUGAAGCUCAAGUCCUUUGCCCUGAUGUUGGUGGACGAACGGCAGCUGCACAUCGAGCAGAUCGACCAGCAGAGCCAGAAGACCCAGGACCUCACUCAGAAGCUGCAGGAAAAAGAGCAGCGCUUGGCCACCGUGACUGACGGCGCCAACGAGGAAGGCCAGAAGGUCCUCAAACUGGAGGCCGAGCUGGAGCACAGAGCAGCCAAGUUCACACAGGAGCACGAAGAGAUGACCACAAAGCUGGGAAACCAAGAGUCACAAAGCCGACAGCUGAGGCUGAAGCUGGCGGGACUAGCACACAAGAUCGAGGAGCUGGAGGAAAGAAACAAAGUGCUGCAGAAAUCUGAGGAGGACCUGCAGGAGCUGAGGGAGAAGAUCAGCAAAGGGGAGUGUGGCAACUCCUCUCUGAUGGCCGAGCUGGAGACUCUGCGGAAGAGAGUGCUGGAGAUGGAGGGUAAAGAUGAGGAGAUCACUAAAACAGAGAGUCAGUGCAGGGAGCUGAGGAAGAGGCUGCAGCAGGAGGAGAACCACAGUGCGGAGCUGAGGCUGGAUGUGGAUAAACUGCAGAAGAGAAUGGUUGAACUGGAGAAACUGGAGGGAGCUUUCAACAAGAGCAAAACUGAGUGUUCCCAGCUUCACACAAACCUGGAGAGAGAGAAACGUGUAGUGAAGGAUCUGGCUGCUGAGCUGGAGACAGUGAAAACCCGACUGAAAGAACUGGAAGCAUCAGAGUCAAAGUUUGAAAAGACAGAAAUGCUCCUCAAAGACGAUCUCAUGAAGUUGAAAUCCUUCACAGUCAUUAUGGUCGAUGAAAGAAAAAACAUGGCGGAGAGACUAAAACAGGAAGAACAGAAAAGUGAUGAUUUGAGUAAGAUGUUUAAAGCAGAGCAGGGCAAGGUCACAGAGGUCACAGAGAAGCUGAUCGACGAGAGCAAGAAACUUCUCAAAUUCAAGACAGAGGUGGAGGUUAAAGUGACACAUCUGGCCAAAGAGAAAGAUGAGUUGAAAACCAAACUUGCAAGUGAAGAGGAAAAGUGUAGGGAGCUAAAUAACAAGCUAAGUGGCAUGAAAAUAAGAAUGGACAGACUGGAGGAGACGGAGAGCGAGAUGCAGAGAAAGUGGGCCAACAAGGACAAUAACAAGAGUCCAGAUGAAGACAACAAAGUCAAAGAGCUCACGCUAGAAAUUGAAAGACUUAAGAGCCGGCUCAAACAACUGGAGGUGGUGGAGGGAGAUUUAAUGAAAACAGAGGACGAGUAUGAUUUACUGGAGAAGAAAUUCAGAACAGAGCAGGACAAAGCAAACACCCUCUCAAAGCUGCUGGAAGAGAUGAAAAGUCAGAUUGCCAGAAACAAAGCAAUAGAGAAAGGCGAGGUCGUGAGUCCCGAGGCUGAGCUGAGAACUCGCUGCAAGAUGGAGGAGGCAAGAACCAGGGAGCUGCAGGCGCACGUCCAGGCCCUGAAGGAGAAAAUCCACGAACUGAUGAACAAGGAGGACCAGCUCUCCCAGCUGCAGGUGGACUAUUCCGUCCUGCAGCGGAGGUUCAUGGAGGAGGAAGAGAAGAAGAACAGCAUGUUUCAAGAAGUGGACUGUCUCACCAGGGAGCUGGAGUCCACCAAGUGCUACAGCCGGGCACUGAGGCCUGGUAUGAACGGCAGGAGGAUGGUUGAUGUUCCGGUUACAUCCACAGCAGUGCAGACAGACCUGGUAGCCAGCGAUCCUGCUGAGGACGAGACGACAGCGGGCUUCAUCAGAAAGUCCGUCCUUGAGGAAAACCACUUGAUGAGCAACCUCAGACAACGAGGUCUCAAGAAGCCAACGGUUCUGGAACGAUACCCUCCAGCGUCUGCAGAACUGGGGGCAAGAAAAUCCUGGGUACCUUGGAUGAAAAAGAAAGAGGCCGUCACGCUCAAUCAGACGAGUCCUGCAAGGACCAACGGGUCGUCCUCUCUGCUCUCACCGGAAAUUACCAUGUCCCCAAAGCCAGGUCAGCCUCUGCAUAUCCGAGUGACCCCAAACCACGACAACAGCACGGCCACCUUGGAGAUCACCAGCCCGAGAGCGGAGGAUUUCUUCUCCAGCACCACCAUCAUCCCAACGCUCGGCCUUCAGAAACCUCGGAUCACAAUCGUCCCCAAACCCACGACCGUGACCUCAAGGAGCAAAGCCUGUGAUGUGAUGGGACGUCUUGAUCGAGCCAAAUCUCCAGUAACAAUAACCACCAUCUCCAGGGCCAAGAGUCCAGAGAAGAGCAACGGCAGCAGCUCAGGACGCCUUCAGUCUCCAGUGUCCAUCCUCACCGUCAGCACCACACCUGUGGCAGAAGCAUGUGCUUCACCUGAGCCUCACGAAAUGACCGCAGGCCGCACCGUGAUCAAGAUGACCCCCGAGACGCAACCUGGGCCUCCACACGUCAGGAAAUACAACGCCAACAGCAACAUCAUCACAACAGAGGACAAUAAGAUCCACAUCCACCUGGGUCCGCAGUUCAAAAGGCCGUCUGAGGGGAGCAGCAGUCCUGUGCUGACGCUCAGACAUCAGGCUUUGAGCUCAGACAGCAAGGAAACAUCAACAGGAACAGUUCUCCGCUCCCCACGCCAGACCUCCACGGGAAAGACGAGCAAAAUGACGAGCAGCAUCACAAUCACACCCGUCCACUCAGCAGCUUCCAGACCGACACAAUCAGUGAAACUACAGAUAAACAGAGAAACAUCCCAGAGAGUCCUGCAGCCACCGUUAACACUCACAAAAGCCCGGUUCGGAGGUGCAGUCAGCUCGGAGCGCGGCCACACGCAUCCCUGUGUCAAAAGGUGUGAAACCCACCAGCAAGGCGCUUCUGGGAGUGUCGACGGUGACCAGGUUGGAGUCGCGGGCCGAGGGCCAGUCGAUGAAGAUCGAGCUGAGGAAGUCGACCGUGUGCGGAGGCUCUGCCGCAGGAGGCAAGAGCUGAGGCCUGCUGCCAUGGCAACGACUCACGAUGGAAAAACAGGCCACAACUGGGACUGUGUGUGUGACUUUCACAACAGCUUGUCAUCCUCUGUGAUCUGAAACACACGUUUUCAGGACAGAGUUUUAGUUUUGAAGCUUUUCUGUGUCUUUGCAUGUGAACGCUCGGUUUUGAUUAACUUCGUGUUCUGAUCCUCGACUUGUAAUCUCAUCAUCCACAUUUUUCACAGCAUGUGUUUACCACAGCUUAUGGAGGUUUCCAGUCACUGCAGCACUGUGAACAGUUUGUGGAGUUUGUGACAGACACUAAAAUAAAAUCUAUUUAUCUUUA